GUUGACCAGCAUUUCGCUGGAUCUAGAUCAGCAGGCUACGUUCAUCUUAAGCCUUAUCGAGCCCUUCCGUUUGCUAUCCAGCAUCUCUUUCGAUCAUUGCACACUGUCAGCUUGUCUACUUCCCCACAUUCUUAGCCUCUGUUCGAAUCUUCAAAGGCUCUCGUUUUGCUUUUGUCAUGAUUCGGUGAUAAAUUGGAUGACGCCGCCAGCAGAGAUGACGGUGGCAGCGGACUCGCCACUCAAGCUCGAGUACAUCGAUUGUGAUGACCAAGCACCUACAGCUGCGUUGUCACUAGCGACGAAGAUCUCUUUCGCUUCCCCGGGCGCCCAUUUGAGCCUCCGCAUAUGCAUCCGUCGCACGUCUCCGAAGGAUGGGUUCGUAUCAAGCAUGAUGGUGGCCACGAAGGAGGUUCUCGGGGAGCUCGAGAUCAUAUCGGAUACGGCUCAUCCGCAUCGCACAGAAGACGAACACAUUCCCCAGUGUCCUUCUCUCGAGAAACUUACGCUCGACCUUGACUCCGUCGAGGCCUAUCUCCCUCACUUCCUUCCAACACCGCCUCCAUCUUCGUCCCUCUCUUCCUUCCCAACACCUACACCGGCCACGACACCUGACGUUGACGACAAAUCUCUGGAAACGACGGGAAGUUCUCGCACUCCCGACAUCACGGUCCGCUUUCGUAUACAUGUCCAAGAUGACUCGGACGCUACCGAUUCCCACACUCCGAAACCACUCGAUUCAUCGCUCGACACUGCAACACAGGACAAGUUGCUCUGUCUGCGCGAGAUCGUCUUACAGAGAUCGGUCAAACGACUCACUCUUUGUCCAACCAUCCGUAAUCAGACUGGCACCGACAACUCGACGGCGUCAAGUGCGGGUGCGUCGAGCACCGUGACGGCGGAAAGAGAGGAUGCGGAGGCGCGAGCGAAGAUGAUGGUGAUAGAGCGUGAGGUGUCCAGCGUUCUUGGAUUAGAGCGGGGUGUUUGUGAUGUGGCGUUCGUCUGGGAGAAGUAAUGUGGAGGUUCUGGUUUCCGUAGGCGUGUACUCGCACGCUGAAAUAUCUCAAUAAAUUGGUCGUCACUUGUAUAGGACUAGUCGUUUUCCGGAU
This is a messenger RNA of Stereum hirsutum FP-91666 SS1, 1106 nucleotides long. RefSeq lists its product as uncharacterized. The record is from RefSeq and is a predicted model, not a curated record. Lineage: Eukaryota; Fungi; Basidiomycota; Agaricomycetes; Russulales; Stereaceae. The coding region runs from base 197 to 1012 and encodes 271 amino acids. The transcript has 2 exons.